AUGAAGGCCUGUGUCGUCUUCUCCGUGCUGGGUGCCGCUGUUGCCCCAGCAUUCGCCAGUGUUGUCGCCCGUCAAUCCAAGGGAAACCUACCACCAGUCACCGUUCGAGGCAACGCCUUCUUCGCCGGCGACGAGCGAUUCUACGUCCGCGGUGUCGCCUACCAGCCAGGUGGCGCGGCCGACGCGGCCGAUCCGCUGCUUGACCUCGAGGGUCUUAAACGCGAUGUUGAGAACUUCAAGUCGCUCGGCAUCAACACCAUCCGUAUCUACACCAUCGACAACUCUCAAAACCACGACGAGGGUAUGAAGAUGCUCGAUGACGCCGGUAUCUACUUGGCGCUCGAUGCCAACACACCCGACUACUCUCUCAACCGAGAGAACGAGGACACUCUCCACCGUUCGUACAACGAUGUUUACCUGCAAUCUGUCUUUGCUACCAUUGACGCGUUUGCCGACUACAACAACUUGCUCCUCUUCUUUUCCGGAAACGAGGUCAUCAACGCGAGGAACAACACCAACGCUGCUCCUUACAUCAAGGCCGUUACUCGUGACAUGAAGCAGUACAUCUCCAACAGGCACAACCGUGUCAUUCCCGUCGGAUACUCGGCUGCUGAUGUUGCUGAGAACAUCGAGUCCCAAGCCCUUUACUUCAACUGCGGUACUGAUGACGAGCGCUCCGACUUCUUUGCCUUCAACGACUACUCGUGGUGCGACCCCUCGUCUUUCACCGAGUCUGGAUGGGACGCCAAGGUCAGGACGUACAGCGACUACAGCAAGCCUAUCUUCCUGUCUGAGUUUGGCUGCAUCACCAACCAGCGCAACUGGGGUGAGAUUGAGGCUUUGUACUCGACAAACAUGACGGGUGUCUACUCUGGUGGUCUCGUCUACGAGUACACUGUCGAGCCCAACGGUUAUGGUCUUGUCGAGGUCAGCAGCAACGGCGACAUUGAGCCCAACGCGGACUUUGAGCGUCUUGCCGAGGCUUACAAGGCGACUGCUAACCCUCGCGGCGACGGUGGCUUCAGGGAGAACGGCGAGGCGUCCGAGUGCCCUGCUGAGUCUGAUGAAUGGCACGUCGAGGGCACCUCCCUCCCUGCUAUCCCUGCCAACGCUGUCAAGUUCAUGGACGAAGGUGCUGGUGAGGGACCCGGUCUCGAGGGUGAUGGCUCGCACUUUGCUGGCGAACCCAGCGAGUCUACUGCUACCCCCGGAUCUGGCAACCCCACCCGCUCGCCUACUCCCGGCUCCACUGGCAGCGCUGGCAACAACGAAGGUGCUGCUGCUGGUCUCGAUGUGCCCCUUCGUUUCGUCGGCAUGAUCGCAGCCAGCGCUCUUUUCGGCGCUGUCCCAGACGCCCAAACCUUCCCGUCGCUUCCACGCCUGUUUUUCCGCUCAACAACGUAUUACCCCGCCAUGGACGACGCCCGCAAAGGCGACGCCGCGCUCAGCGCAAGCAAGCCCGAAGAAGCGAUUGAGCACUACACAAAGGCUCUUUCAGUCAACCCCGCCGCCGUCAAGUACUACAUCGGUCGCGCCACAGCUUACCAGCGUACUUCCAAAUAUGCCGAGUCCCUCAGCGAUGCCGAACUCGCCGUCGUCUUCGCUAAGAAACGCGGCUCGCGCGAACUCAUCAAGGACGCCCAAUUCCGCCGCGCCGUCGCCUUGUUCCACCUCGGAAAAUACGCAGAUGCCGAGUACCUGCUGAAGAUUGUGAAGGGACUUGAUGAAAAGGACAAGAUGCUGCCCAUCUGGGAGGCCAAGGUCGCAACCAAGCUGAAGGAUGUUCCGCACGACGAUGAGAAGAGGAACAUCACUAUCAAGGAGACACCAGACGUCGACAUGCCCAGCACUCCAGCACCUGCUGCACCCCCCACGGCUUCACAACCCGCCUCGACCCCAGUCCAGGCCCCGAAGCCUGUUGCGCCGACCCCGAAAGACAAGAUCAAGACUGACUGGUACCAGUCGCCUGAAGUUGUCACGCUUACUAUCAUGGCCAAAGGCAUACCCAACGACAAACUGAGCGUCGAGUUCGAAGAACGAUCCGUGUCCGUCUCUUUCCCCAUCGUCGGCUCAUCGUCAGAAUACAGCUACAGCGCAGACCCUCUAUACGAGAAGAUCGACCCCUCGCAAUCCAAAUUCCGAGUCACGCCCACCAAGUUGGAGAUUACAAUGCGAAAGGCAACUACCGGUCUGAAAUGGCAUGAUCUCGAGCACCCCGAUGGCCACGUUACCACUACCCAAGCCCCCGAUGCGACCCUCGCCGCCCGCACCACCAAGGACACAGCUCCCGCAUACCCAACAUCCUCCAAGUCAGGUGCAAAGAAUUGGGACAAGGUGGUAGUCAAUGAUCUCGACGACAAAGACGAAAUUGAAGGCGAUGAGACGUCACACUUUUUCAAGCAGCUGUACAGCGGCGCUACACCUGAGCAGCAGCGCGCCAUGAUGAAAAGCUACCAGGAAAGCGGCGGUACAGUGUUGAGUACCGACUGGAGCAACGUUGGCAACAAGACCGUGGUACCCGAACCACCUGAGGGCAUGGAGGCGAAGAGAUAUUCUGGAUAA
This is a messenger RNA of Alternaria burnsii, 2562 nucleotides long. RefSeq lists its product as uncharacterized. Bases 1 to 2562 code for a protein of 853 amino acids. Gene Ontology annotation, molecular function: 1,3-beta-glucanosyltransferase activity; protein binding. Gene Ontology annotation, biological process: fungal-type cell wall (1->3)-beta-D-glucan biosynthetic process. The transcript has 3 exons. The record is from RefSeq and is a predicted model, not a curated record. Gene Ontology annotation, cellular component: cytoplasm; fungal-type cell wall. NCBI's taxonomy places the organism in Eukaryota, Fungi, Ascomycota, Dothideomycetes, Pleosporales, Pleosporaceae.